Salpingoeca rosetta is the source of this 1230-nucleotide messenger RNA. RefSeq lists its product as uncharacterized. The record is from RefSeq and is a predicted model, not a curated record. NCBI's taxonomy places the organism in Eukaryota, Choanoflagellata, Craspedida, Salpingoecidae. The transcript is spliced from 3 exons. Bases 1 to 1230 code for a protein of 409 amino acids.
AUGGACCUUCCGGAAGCGGAGGGGAUUGAUGCUGUGUGCGACAAGAUCAUGCACGCUGGCCCGAAUGGGGGGACCGACUUUGACAUUGUCGUGGAUCGCCUUGCCCGCGAAAUCGACGGUGCGAUGGAGGUUUCGACGGCCAAGCCAGACGAGCAGCACCAGCUGUAUCUCGUCGUCAUGACGGAUGGAGUGGCCAGCAUGCCGUCGGAUGACCGAUUUCAAGCUCUGUCCAGCGCGGUUGAGAAGUUCAACUCGGCAUCCAUGAUUGGCAAUGAAGUCAACAUGUAUGUUGCUGGCGUCGGCGCCACCCAUGAAACGGAAUUUCUCGCCCGUAUGCAGAAGGUGGUUCCGCAAGAGAAUUCGUUCUAUCUGUUUGCACGCGAGCACGACGGCGUCACGUUGGAUGUGAGUCUGCGCGAGGCGCUGCGCUCGUUGGAGGAGGACAUCAAACGAAAGGCAAACAAGAGCAGGAUGCGCUGCAACAUCACGUUGCCAGAUUCGCUGGAGCAGUUCCAUGUCACGUUGCGUGAGGGCCAAGACGCGGCAGACUACAGCGGAUCGUCCACGAUGCUCUACGGCGAGCUGGUCCACACCAUCCAGGCUGAGGACGAGGAGGUUGUGUGGCACACCCUGCGCACGAAUCUGAACGCCACCACACUCACCGUGUUUGGUUAUGCCGUGGACCAUGUGUCCUUCGAGUUCACCGACGUGGAAACACUGCCCAAGACAGAAGCAUUUGAGGCGCACCACACCGUCUACAUGCAGGAGGUGAACUCGUGGACCAACCUCGUGGGCAGCACCGGCCUGCACAAUGAGCGUGCAAAGAGCGGUUACGAUGGCUUGGAGCAGCGCUACAACCGGCUCAUGGCCGACUGCCAGGCCAUCCUCGAUGACAUUGACAAUGAGCUGCUUCCUCAGGAUGACCGCGAGUAUGUGGAACAACUUCACGACAAGGAACAGGAGUGCCACACGUGGGUUGUGCGUGUGCAAGAGAAAGGGCCUGACCGCGAAAGCUUGGCUGUUCUUCGUCAGAUUACAACCAGUGUCGAAGGCCCGCUGGUUCGUCAGAAGACUCGCAGACGCCUUCGCAUCGAUACGCUGAAGCCGCGCAUGAGCGCAUCGGGAGAAGCGCUGCGCGGCAUGUUUCAGUUUCCAAAGCUGCGCAUGACACCAAAGCGCGCCAUCUCCAUGCGCCGUGAUCCGCUUGCCCAUGAGCCAGAAGCGUCAUAG